Messenger RNA from Saccoglossus kowalevskii, 1241 nucleotides. Its product is annotated as galactosylceramide sulfotransferase-like. Gene Ontology annotation, molecular function: galactosylceramide sulfotransferase activity. Gene Ontology annotation, cellular component: membrane. The record is from RefSeq and is a predicted model, not a curated record. Gene Ontology annotation, biological process: glycolipid biosynthetic process. NCBI's taxonomy places the organism in Eukaryota, Metazoa, Hemichordata, Enteropneusta, Harrimaniidae.
UGAAGGACGGUUCAAUGGCGAGAAGUCCGUAGUAUGACAGUCUGUAGAUGCCAAACAUGGUGACCGAAACUCGUGUUCUUGCUGCCAUUACGGCGAUAGUGGUAUUAGAGAUCAUCGCGUUUGUUGUAACAAGACAUAAGUACACCAAUGUUACCAACCGCGCGUACACCAACACGCCAUCAAGUACCAUAAGGGUUGACACCCAAAUGUCCGUCGAGGCAGUACGGAACGUCGAAGCCCGAGUCCAAUGUACCCCAACUACGAACGUUGUAUUUAUAAAAACACAUAAAACCGGAAGUACCACUGUGGCAUCCAUUAUUGAAAGGUUUGGAUACCUAAAGAAUUUGUCGUUUGUCGUACCGCCAAGUAGAAGAUAUGGACCCCAUAUAUUAUCAAGUAAUCAGUUGUUCACCCAGAAAUUGAUUAAAAAAUCUCCCCCACCUUUAAAUGGCGGGAAAUAUUACAACAUGUUGACAAAUCACGUGGGCUAUAAUCGUCCUGAAAUGGAGGCUGUUAUUCCUAAUGCAACCUACGUCACUAUAAUACGUCACCCCGUACAACACUUCGAAUCCUCGUUCGCAUACUUUCAGUGGAAAGGGGUCGUUACGAAGGCACGCAAAAACGUUAGCGAUCCAAUUGCGACAUUCAUGGAAACUCCGGAGGAAUUCCUAAAAAGUGGUUUCUAUUUUUCUUGGCAAUCGCACAACGGACAGCUUUAUGAUCUUGGCUUUCGACCAGAGGCAAAUAGCACUAUUGAGGAGUUGGUGGAAAGAAAAAUUAAUGCCUUGAACGAGGAGAUGAGUGUUGUUCUUAUAAUGGAGUAUUUUGAUGAAUCAUUACUCAUUUUAAUGAAGACACUUUGUUGGACCAUGGACGACAUCCUUUACUUACCAAAAGGCGUGAGGAAACAAUCACUACACCGGCAGAUGUCAAAUGAGACCAGGGAGAAGAUUCUAAGAUGGAAUGAAGCAGAUGUGAAAUUAUAUACACAUUUCAACAGAACGCUAUGGAAAAAAAUUUCUGAAUAUGGUCCCACGUUUGAGAGUGAUUUACAACGUUUUCGAACCAAACAGUUAGAUAUUAAGCAUGAAUGUAUCGACUCUAGCGGGGUGUUUAAAGGGGACGCGCGCGAAAGUAGAAAUCCGUUAAAGAAUAAUGCAACCGAAUUUUGUAACAACCUCUGGUACGACGAUGUCACUUUCACCGGAUUGAUAAGAGAUAGACAGUUAGGCGGCAAAUGA